Messenger RNA from Salarias fasciatus (jewelled blenny), 5006 nucleotides. Its product is annotated as NACHT, LRR and PYD domains-containing protein 3-like. The record is from RefSeq and is a predicted model, not a curated record. Gene Ontology annotation, molecular function: 2-oxoglutarate-dependent dioxygenase activity; methyltransferase activity; protein binding. NCBI's taxonomy places the organism in Eukaryota, Metazoa, Chordata, Actinopteri, Blenniiformes, Blenniidae. The transcript is spliced from 15 exons. The coding region runs from base 645 to 5006 and encodes 1453 amino acids.
GUGGAUUUAAACGCCGUCCUCACAUCAGACACACCCAGACAGACAGCAGGACUGAGCGGAGACCAGCGGCAGCAUGAAGCUGAUCUGAGACUCCAUCAUAACUGACAACAAACAUCUUCAUGAGGAUGAGAGACGGAAGACGAGGAGACUUCUGACUUCAACUCUGACGGAGAACGGAAUCCAAAGCAUCACAGAAUCAAAGAACCGGGUGGAGUCAGCUGGACGGAAGUCCUGGACUCCAACAAUUGGUGCCGUGACCCGGAUUCUUCUUCGGAACCACGAUCUCUCCAGACGGGCCUGUCUUCACCACCCAACGACAAAGGAGCUCCAAUAAAGAGGUGGAUUUAAACGGCGUCCUCACAUCAGACACACUCAGACAGACAGCAGGACUGAGCGGAGACCAGCGGCAGCAUGAAGCUGAUCUGAGACUCCAUCAUAACUGACAACAAACAUCUUCAUGAGGAUGAGAGACGGAAGACGAGGAGACUUCUGACUUCAACUCUGACGGAGAACGGAAUCCAAAGCAUAGUCAAACAUCUCACCUGAAUCAAACAUGUCAGCUCCUCACCGUGGAUUUUCCAGGGACUCUAUGAACACAGAGUGAAAGAUCAGUGAGAGAAAUCAGACUCUUCACAAGGUCAAAGAUGAGCUCUGAUCCAGAAGUCCUCCUGGGAAUUCUGGAUGAUUUGGGAGAUGAAGACUUUAGAAGAUUCAAGUGGUAUUUUUGGCACGGUGGAGCUCUUGAAGGGUUCAAACCAAUCCCCAAGAGUAAAGUGGAGACAUUGAAUAGGGAGGACACAGUGGACAAGAUAUUUGACACCUACAGUGACCGAACUCUUGAAGUCACUAAAAUGGUUUUAGAGAAAAUGCAGACAAAGGGUAAAAGUGAUGAACACACCAAAAAGACCUCAGAACCUGAAGUAAAUAAAGGGGAACACCAUCCUGAAGAGGCUCAUUUGUCAGAAAAAUCUCAGGAGUGUCAGAAAGAACUCAAGUCCAACCUGAACAGGAGGUUCCGGAGUGUGUUUGAGGGAGUCGCGAUACAAGGAGAGUCCACCCUCCUGAACCAGAUCUACACAGAGCUCCACAUCACAGAGGGAGGGGCUGCAGAGGUCAAUCAGGAACAUGAGGUCAGACAGAUUGAAGCAGCAUCCAGGACAGCAGACAGAGCAGAAACAAGCAUCAGACCAGGAGACAUCUUUAAAGCCUCACCUGGAAGAUCUCAACCAAUCAGAAGAGUGCUGACAAAGGGAGUGGCUGGCAUUGGGAAAACAGUCCUGACUCAGAAGUUCACUCUGGACUGGGCUGAAGACAAAGACAACCAGGACGUCCACUUCAUAUUUCCAUUCACCUUCAGAGAGCUGAAUGUGAUGAAGGAGGAGAAGUUCAGCUUGGUGGGACUUGUUCAUCACUUCUUCAGUGAAACAGAAGAAGCAGGAAUCUGUAGUUUUAAGAAACUCCAAGUGAUCUUCAUCUUUGAUGGUCUGGAUGAGUGUCGACUCCCUCUGGACUUCCACCACACUAAGUUCCUGACUGACAUUAGAAAGUCCACCUCAGUGGAUGUUCUGCUGAUAAACCUCAUCAGGGGGAAACUGCUUCCCUCUGCUCGCCUCUGGAUCACCACACGACCUGCAGCAGCCAAUCAGAUCCCUGCUGACUGUGUGGACAUGGUGACAGAGGUCCGAGGGUUCACCGACCCCCAGAAGGAGGAGUACUUCAGGAGGAGGUUCAGAGAGGAGGAGCAGGCCAGCAGGAUCAUCUCCCACAUCAAGACCUCCCGAAGCCUCCACAUCAUGUGCCACAUCCCGGUCUUCUGCUGGAUCACUGCUGAAGUUCUGGAGGAGGAGCUGAAGAGCAGAGAGGGAGGAGAGCUGCCCAAGAACCUGACUGAGGUGUACAUCCGCCACCUGGUGAUGCAGGUUACAAGGAACAAGGUCAAGUAUGAUGGAGGAGCUGCCGCAGAUCCACACUGGAGUCCAGAGAGCACGGAGAUGAUAGAGUCUCUGGGAAAACUGGCUUUUGAUCAUCUGCAGAAAGGAAACCUGAUCUUCUAUGAACGUGAUCUGAUAAAAUGUGGCAUUGACCGUGAGGUAGCCUUAAAGUACUCAGGAAUGUUCACACAGAUCUUUAAAAAGGAGAAAGGCCUCCGGGACAAGGUGUUCCACUUCAUCCAUCUGACCUUUCAGGAGUUUCUGGCUGCUCUUCAUGUCCAUCAAACCUUCAUCAACUCUGGAAUCAACCUGCUGGAAGAACAACAAACAUGGUGGUUGUCAAACCUGUGGAAGCAGGAACCUAAACUCCACCAUGUCCAUCAGAGAGCAGUGGACGAGGCCUUGAAAAGUCCCAAUGGACACCUGGACUUGUUCCUCCGCUUCCUCCUGGGUCUUUCACUGGAGACCAAUCAGAGUCUCCUUCGAGGUCUGCUGACACAGACAGGAAGUAGCUCACAGUCCAAUCAGAAAACAGUGAAGUACAUCAAGAAGAAUCUGAGUGAGAGUCUGUCUGCAGAGAGAAGCAUCAAUCUGUUCCACUGUCUGAAUGAACUGAAUGAUGGUUCUCUGGUGGAGCAGAUCCAACAGUCCCUGAGAUCAGGAAGUCUCUCCACAGAUAGACUGUCUCCUGCUCAGUGGUCAGCUCUGGUCUUCAUCUUACUGUCAUCAGAAGAAGAUCUGAAGGAGUUUGACCUGAAGAAAUACUCUGCUUCAGAGGAGGCUCUUCUGAAGCUGCUGCCAGUGGUCAAAGCCUCCAACAAAGCUCUGUUGAGCGGCUGUGGUCUGUCAGAGAGAAGCUGUGGAGCUUUGUCCUCAGUUCUCAGCUCUCAGUCCUCCAGUCUGACACAUCUGGACCUGAGUAACAACGAGCUGCAGGAUUCAGGAGUGAAGCGUCUGUCUCUUGGACUGGAGAGUCCUCACUGUAAACUGGAAGCUCUCAGGUUGAGCGGCUGUGGUCUGUCAGAGAGAAGCUGUGGAGCUCUGUCCUCAUUUCUCAGCUCUCAGUCCUCCAGUCUGACACAUCUGGACCUGAGUAACAACGACCUGCAGGAUUCAGGAAUGGAACCUCCUUCUGCUGCAGUGGAGGAUCCACACUGCUCACUGGAGACUCUCAGGUUGAGCUGCUGUGGUCUGUCAGAGAGAAGCUGUGGAGCUCUGUCCUCAGUUCUCAGCUCUCAGUCCUCCAGUCUGACACAUCUGGACCUGAGUAACAACGAGCUGCAGGAUUCAGGAGUGAAGCGUCUCUCUCUUGGACUGGAGAGUCCUCACUGUAAACUGGAAGCUCUCAGGUUGAGCGGCUGUGGUCUGUCAGAGAGAAGCUGUGGAGCUCUGUCCUCAGUUCUCAGCUCUCAGUCCUCCAGUCUGACACAUCUGGACCUGAGUAACAACGACCUGCAGGAUUCAGGAGUGAAGCGUCUGUCUCUUGGACUGGAGAGUCCUCACUGUAAACUGGAAGCUCUCAGUCUGUCAGGGUGUCUGGUCUCAGAGGAAGGCUGUGCUUCUCUGGUCUCAGCUGUGAGAUCCAAGUCCUCCCAUCUGAGAGAGCUGGACCUGAGCUACAACCAUCCAGGAGACUCAGGAGUGAAGGAGCUGUCAGCAGCAGUGGAGGAUCCACACUGCUCCCUGGAGACUCUCAGGGUGGACCAUGGUGGACAGCAGGGAAUUCAGCAGAUCACAAACUUCAAGGGUCAUACAAACUCAGGAGUGGUCCCGAGCACCGCACUAGCAGAGGAGUUGAACACCUUCUUUGCACGCUUUGAGACCCCCGCCCAAAAGGCUGCAGUCACAUCCCCCCAGCCACAUCCAACUUCCAGCUCCCAAGCACUGACUGUGCAGGCACAUGAAGUGGAAAGGGUGCUGAAAAAGGUGAACCCCAGUAAAGCUUCUGGACCGGACGGUGUACCGGGGAAGGUGCUCAAGGCCUGCGCCACACAACUCUCGCAGGUCUUCACCAAAAUCAUUAACCUCUCCCUGACACAGUCCACCAUCCCAGCGUGCCUGAAGUCUGCCACCAUGAUCCCAGUGCCAAAGAAAUCUGCCACCACCAGCCAUAAGGACCACCGCCCAGUGGCACUCACACCCAUCAUCACUAAGUGCCUGGAACGGCUGGUUCUCAACCACAUCAUGUCCUGCCUUCCUGCCUCUCUCGACCCCUACCAGUUCGCUUACAGAGCAAACAGGUCAACAGAGGAUGCCAUAGCCAUCACACUGCACAUUGCGCUGAGCCACUUAGAACAUCGGGAGAGCUACGUCAGGAUGCUCUUCGUUGACUUCACCUCAGCCUUUAAUACCAUCAUCCCCGACACCCUGGUCAGGAAACUGAUCGAUCUGGGACUCCCCCCACUCACCUGCACCUGGAUCAAAGAUUUCCUGACAAACCGACCCCAGACGGCUAAACUGGGGCCCCAUCAGUCCUCCACCCGGUCACUGAGCACAGGCUCUCCACAAGGGUGUGUGCUGAGUCCACUGCUCUACACCCUCUACACCACGGACUGCAGCCCCGCCCACUCCAGCAACACCAUCAUUAAGUUUGCGGAUGAUACAACGGUGGUGGGACUGAUCACCAGGGGCGAUGAGUCUGCCUACAGGGAUGAAGUCCUGAAACUGGCUGAGUGGUGCUCGGCAAACAACCUGUCUCUGAACACCACAAAGUCCAAAGAAGUCAUCGUGGACUUUAGGAAACGCAGGUCUGAUCCACCUCCCCUUUUCAUACACGGGGAUCCAGUGGAGAGGGUCCACACCUUCACCUUCCUGGGCACUGUGAUCACCGACAACCUCUCCUGGUCUGCAAACACCUCAGCUGUCUUUAAGAGGGCACAGCAGCGUCUGCACUUCCUGAGAGUUCUCAGGAAAAGUAACAUCUGUGAGAAGCUGCUGGUGACCUUCUACCGCUCCACCGUCGAGAGCAUCCUGACCUACUGCAUCACCGUGUGGUUCUCCCACUGCACCGAGGCAGACAGGCAGAGACUACAAAGAGUGAGACUUAUUCACAUCCCGCUGCCUCAGCAGAGCUGA